Uncinocarpus reesii 1704 is the source of this 1332-nucleotide messenger RNA. RefSeq lists its product as uncharacterized. Lineage: Eukaryota; Fungi; Ascomycota; Eurotiomycetes; Onygenales; Onygenaceae. Gene Ontology annotation, cellular component: nucleus. Bases 1 to 1332 code for a protein of 443 amino acids. Gene Ontology annotation, molecular function: peptidyl-prolyl cis-trans isomerase activity; RNA binding. The record is from RefSeq and is a predicted model, not a curated record. Gene Ontology annotation, biological process: protein peptidyl-prolyl isomerization. The transcript is spliced from 4 exons.
AUGAGCGUUCUUUUAGAGACAUCUUUAGGAGACAUCGUUAUUGACUUGUUUGCUGAUUCAGUUCCAAAAGCGUGUGAAAACUUUCUAAAGUUAUGCAAGAUCAAAUACUACAAUUUUUCUCCAGUCCACAGCGUCCAGAAAGCCUUUUCUUUCCAAACCGGUGACCCAAUUGGACCCGACUCACCAGAGAGCGACGGUGGCUCAUCGAUAUGGGGAAUUUUAAAUGGACCUUCGCAGAAAACCUUCCCCGUCGACUUUGCGCCGAAAUUUAAGCAUACCAAUCGCGGCACUGUGAGCAUGGCCACGGUGCCAUCACCGAAGGACCCGGAUACUCGUUUGGCUGGUAGUCAGUUUAUAAUAACACUGGGCGAGAAUCUUGACUACCUAGAUGGCAAAGCCGCCAUAUUUGGAAGCGUGGUGGAAGGAUUUGACGUCUUGGAAAAGAUUAACGAUGCUUUUAUUGACGAGAAAGGGCGUCCACUUAAGGAUAUCCGGAUAAAACACACUGUAAUACUGGACGAUCCGUUUGAAGAUCCCCCAGGGUUGGUCGUGCCAUCUGAAAGCCCCGUUCCCUCCAAAGCCCAGUUAGCCACAGUAAUGAUAGCGGAUGAUGAAGAAUUGGAUGAUAAUAUAGAUGAAGAGUCAUUGGAGAAGCUACGGCGAGAGCGUGAAGCAAGGGCACAGGCUUUGACUCUGGAGAUGGUUGGAGAUUUGCCGUUUGCUGAAGUCAAGCCGCCUGAAAACGUUCUUUUUGUGUGCAAGUUGAACCCGGUUACCCAAGACGAGGAUUUAAAUUUGAUAUUCAGCCGCUUUGGUCCUAUCUUGUCCUGUGAAGUCAUUAGAGAUAAAAGAACCGGAGACAGUCUACAAUAUGCUUUCAUUGAGUUUGAGAACCAGAAGGACUGCGAACAGGCUUACUUUAAGAUGCAGGGAGUUCUGAUCGAUGAUCACCGAAUACAUGUUGACUUCUCUCAGAGUGUUUCCAAGCUAUCGGACACCUGGCGCUCAGAUACAAAUGCCAAAAGGGCUAGCCAACAUGGUGGGUUUGGCGGCAUAUCCAGUCUAGAGAAGAAACGGCAUUACAGGGCAGGGGAAGCGCCUCGACGACAAGAUCGGUAUGGAAUGGUGUUUGACAAGGAAGAUAUUCGUGGGGAAAAUGCCGCCAAAAAAUCGUACAAGCCUUUGCCUCGACAUCGAUCGCGGAGUAGGAGUCCGAGUCAACGGUAUCGCCAUAGGUCCCCUCGACGGCAUGACGACGAGAGGCGGUACAGGCGGAGUAGUCCUGAUUCUCGGUACGACAGAACCUAUGGCCGUGAGCGACGACGGAGAUGA